This is a messenger RNA of Vigna umbellata (rice bean), 672 nucleotides long. RefSeq lists its product as uncharacterized. Gene Ontology annotation, cellular component: extracellular region. NCBI's taxonomy places the organism in Eukaryota, Viridiplantae, Streptophyta, Magnoliopsida, Fabales, Fabaceae. Gene Ontology annotation, molecular function: hormone activity. Gene Ontology annotation, biological process: root development; regulation of leaf morphogenesis; nitrate import. The record is from RefSeq and is a predicted model, not a curated record.
UAUAUCUCAUUCUCUCUUGUCUCUGCAUAACCUGCAAACUUCUUCAGUGAUCAUGGCUAAAUCGCAGACCCUCCACAAAUAUUUUUUCAUUUUUCUAGCACUAGUUGCCUACCAUGGUUUCCUUCUAGCACAUGGCAGGAAAAUAAAUAUAAAGCCACUGAACCAACAUUCCCUACCAAACACAAAAACCGUAGCCAAUAAUGUUCCAUUCGGUGAAUACGAGGAAGCUAGAAAAUUGGAAGAUUCAGGUGCAGGCAACACAAAUGCUUUCCGACCCACUACACCAGGAGGGAGUCCAGGUGUUGGGCAUCAAGUAAUUACAUCAAAAGAUAACAACAUGAAAUCAUUGUUAGCAGUUCAGAGCCCAGAUGCUAAGGUUUCCGUGACUGAGGAGUCAAAAGAUGAUGAUUUUAAACCUACCGAUCCAGGUCACAGCCCGGGCGUUGGUCAUGCUGACAAAAACAAAAUUGGACACGACAAUUAAUUACUGCAUGCUCGUCUGAAACUAUAUGUCAUAUUGGUUUUCCUUCUCCACAAAACUCUAUAUUCUUGCAUGCGACCGUAGUAGGGUCGUGGCUUUUAUUUGUUAUUGCUUGGGAUCAAUUUCUUAGAAUUUGUCUGUAUUUACAAUUGCAGGGUUAACUUCAUGUGUAAUGCAAAUUUGAAAAUAAA